Messenger RNA from Besnoitia besnoiti, 10863 nucleotides. RefSeq lists its product as uncharacterized. Bases 1 to 10863 code for a protein of 3620 amino acids. NCBI's taxonomy places the organism in Eukaryota, Apicomplexa, Conoidasida, Eucoccidiorida, Sarcocystidae. Gene Ontology annotation, molecular function: protein binding. The transcript is spliced from 6 exons. The record is from RefSeq and is a predicted model, not a curated record.
AUGGAGGCUCCCCCUGACACUCACUUUCCCCCGUUCUCGCCUCCGGACGAGACGCUGUGGGCGCCGCCGCACGCGGAGUACCAUUACUUUCCGUUGCCCGCUUCGGCGUUCCCUGCGAGGUCGGCAGGAGAGGAACCCUGUUUUUUUGCAUCGCCCUUUGUCGAGCCGUCUACGCGCCUUCGUGAAUCGACUUCCCUUCUCUCUCACCCGCUUCAGUCUCUACCGGUUGACGACAGAAGCGUUCGCUCACCCUGCGCGUAUCCACCCCUCAGUCGUGGCGCCUCGCCUUCCCGGCCUUCCGCUGCUGGGUCGCCGCCUCCGUCUCAACAGACGUCUCCGCUGUCUGCGGGCUCUUCGGCGGCGAACAGCGCUUUCCCUGCUACCUCCGCGUCUCCUUUGUAUGGUCAGUCCCAUCCAUCCGGCGGCGUCCGCACCUGCCGGCUCCCCCACAAUGUCACGUGGAUUCAGAGACUGCCUGACCCCGCGCCUGCGCCGUUUCCUUUUCCUCAGACUGACCGCGGCGCUGUGAGCCAGUCUCCAGGCUGGCGAGGAGGAGGAAACGAAGACGGGGGCGACGACAGCGGAGACCAGGCUGUGGCUGAGCUUCAGCUCGGGCUCCAAACUGAGGCGUCGAGUCUGCUUUUCCGCCAUCACCUGGUGCAUUCCAUGUGCCGCAACCUCGACAGCUCGGUAAAGUGUGACAGCUCCGUGCCCGCGCCUCCACUCGACCGUGACCCUCUCUACUGCGGACCCGCGCAGUCUCAUGCAGCUGCCCCUGGCUGCGGAAGACUUCAGCCUAAGUGGCGCACUGAGUCGCUGUUCGUCCAUCCGUCUUUUUCUUCUUUUCCCUCCUCUUCGCCGUGCUCUGCCGCGGCAGCUGGGCACCCACGAAUCGGCUACCCUUCACUUGAACCUGAGAAUCGGCGUAGCGAGGGAACUCUAUCAACGACCGUUCGCAACGGCAGCACCUCGGCUGCGGCCCUGCGUGCGCGGCCUCAGGAAGGCCGUGCUGACCUUUCCUCUGCUGCUGCUGCAGCUCAGACUCUGCCAUCAAGUAUUCGCCCCUCAUGCGUGUCCGCGUCCCCGUUACCCGCGCUCGCUCGGGAUGGCCUUCCUAGGCCGUCUGCGGCGCCGCGGGCUCUCCCUCACGGCCCCUACGCAGAGGCUGUAAGGCUGGAGACCCUCCACACGGCUUUGUCGGUCUUGGCGCCCUCGGCUCCGCCAGGCCUCGCGUGUGACCUGCUGGGGCGGGAGGCUGCGAGGCGUGGAACCAUGCUGCGAGGACAACGCGAGAGAGAAGCUCUUUCGGCAGCGGCCGGGGCUGCUUCAACAGCCGAGCCUGUCGCGUGCUGUCCUGCGGAUAAGAAGGGAAACGGAUGCGAUGGCGAGGGGGACGAGGGAACUUCUUUCCACACAACGCGCGCGCCGACGACGCCGGAGGGCGGCAAGUAUAGGUCCGAGCCGACGAGCCAAAGCAGCGGCGCUUCCGCCGCGGGCUACCGCGAGCGAGACCGAAAAGCCGCAAAAAAGGUAACGAGGCGACGCGAAGGACAUGCAGGAUCUGCGAGGCAGCAGCGCGAGCUGCGGUGGCUGGACGGAGACAGUGUGCACUGGUUCAACGAAGAGCUGAUCCGGAGGCUGGGUGAGUACCGCAUGCAGCAGUCUGAGACAGCUGCAAAGACCAUCCAGCGAGCUUGGAGACAAACAGCUCAAGCGAGGGAGGCCCGUGAGCACGUGAAGGCGCGCCUCCUCGCAGAACUGCGCAGGCUAGAGAGCGAAGGCAAAUCAAGAGAGGAUAGCACCGGGAGCAGAGAACAGAGAAAGGGGCGAGAGAGAAAGGAGCGAGAAAGACACAAGGAACGCCGCAGAGAGGAAGCCACCUCGGGAUCCGAAAGGGAAGAAAUGGUGAAGACAACGUCGAGAGACAACAGGAAUCGAAGAGCCGGGACAAGAGCAGGAGAUCGCGCAAAAAACCAGGGCCGGCUUAGUUUGCUGGAGCGAGCCGUUCUGCGCGUUCAGGCGGCCUUCCGCGGGCGUCGAGUUCGGCGUGCGGUGAUGCACGUCGUGGAAAGUGGGAGGCGACGCAGGGCGGGUCGCGGCAGCUGCGAGGCUGCAGGGCCCUUUCGCUUUUCUUUUUCGAGUCUCGACGACGUAGACGAACUGACCCGCGUCCUGCUUCCCCUCGAGCUGAAAGUGUUGUCGGAAUCCUCCCCCGGAAACCUGGCCUCUAAAACAGGCGCCGACACAGAAUCGAGGCAGAACCAGACGCCACAGGAUGAAGGCAGGCAACAGGAUCGCCGUCUGCAGCGCGAGGCAGCCAGAGAGCGAAGAAGAGAACUCCGCGCGCAGGCCAUUCUCGCAGCAGAGAUCUCCCGACUGAGCACUCGGGCGCUUGAGCUGAGAAAAGCCUUGGCAAACGAGGAUGAUUCAGGGCCUCCAGCGAGGGGCGCAACUGGCACGCCUGGGCGGAUCGUUGCAAAGAAAGGCAGCAGAGACCCCCUUCCGUGCGGAUCGUCCCUGUCGCACCCCUCGAGCUCGCAUCCUUCGUCUUCGGCACUGUCUUCGUCACCUCCGCUUUCAUCGCAUCGUACGUCAUCUCCUCCUAGUUUAUCGCCAUCGCCUCUCUUCUCGCGCCGCGACUCUUUGCCUGAGGCCGCGCGGGCGACGGAGACGAAGGAAUGGCGGAAGGGGAGAGAGGAUAAGCAUGCAUCACUUGAAGAGGACGCAAGAAGAAGGAGCGGGAGGCGCGCCAUCAAGAGCAAAGACGCGGAAAAGGAAAGGGAGGGCGCACCAGCGGAGCAGAGAGAGAGAGAACGAAGGAGGUCAGAGCGACGCCGAGCGGACCACGAGAGGAGGGAAGGAGACAGAGGUGCAGGGCAGGGACGAGAGCGGAGAGAUGCGAGGCAAUCGACGACGGGGGAACGGGAGAAACGAUUUCAAGAUAGAGAGCGAAGCGUGCGCGCGGACGCAGAGAAGAAGCCAGAACUCGACAGCAAAGACUCUUUUCUGUAUACCCAUGGAGAGAGGGAGACUUCGAGUCAGGGCAGAAAGACGCGGAUAGACGAAGGCGCUUGGCGCGCCGCUGAAGGAAGCGACAGCGGCGCGGGGGGGGAGGGCUCCGAAUUCGUGGAACCCCCAGAGAAGGGAAGGAAGUCAGAACGGCGCCGCCUCGAUAGGUCGGCGACGUGUGGCACCGAGCCCUCUGACGACUCACUGGCUGCGCACUGGCGAAGGCGAAUGCGGGAGCUCGAGGCUCGGCGGGGGCGGGACAAGCUCGCGGAACGCAGGAGACCCUCGCGCAGCACCUUGCCACACGAAACCGAGAACGGAGGCCACACGGAGAGACUCGCAAGUAGGGCGCCCGCCAGUAGCCACAGCCAUCAGCUACACGCCGACGCGCGCGAGAGAGUCGAGCUGAGCUCUCCUUUGUGGGAAGCAGAUGCACAAGAAGGUGCUGCCCGGUGCGCCUCUGCUCCUCGCCCUUCGUCUCUUUGUCGCGCACUGGGCUGGGCGGCUGUGUCCUCCUCGCCAGUCGACAUCUGCGGGCGCGGAGGCCUCCGCGCAGGCGCUCUGCAGGGCGAUGCUUCGCCGCGGGCGUCCUUGCCCCUCGGGUCUCCACGGGUCGCCGCGGCCGCCGCCUCCUGGUCAGAGGCCUCCGGCAGCACGCAGGUCGGCACGGGGGGGUGGGGGGGAGGCGACCUCGAUAUUGCGGACUUGGAUGAGUCCGGAGGGUACGAGAGCGCGGACGGCGGGCCUGCAGAUGCCGUUUCGAUCCUCGCAGCUGCAGCAGCGGUGCGACGUCUUGGACCCUUUGCCCACCUCGUUUUCUCUGCGACGCCGGCCGCCGCCGCCGCACCGAGCCGCGCGCCCUCCGCCUCGCUCCGCGAUGUCGCGGCGCCGCUUCCAGCGCCGUCGCCGCCGCCGCAGCUCGACGACGCGAAGACUCUGCCGUCUGCCGCAGGCGCGGAGGCCUCUGCGCAGAUGCAGGCGGGCGAGGCAGAGGCACAGCGUGAAGCGCAGCGCAGGGAAGCGGAGGACAGGGUGAAGGCGCUUCGGAAGCAUCUAGGCGAGGAACUCGCGCAGAGGGAAGAAGAUUACCGCCGAAGAAACCUCCAGCGGCUUUCCGCUUCGUCGUCGCGGCUCUCGAGAAUGAGCUCGCUCGCUUGCCUCUCGCCAGGCAGACGCGCGUCGAUCGGCGCAGACGACUCAGUUCGGCCUCCACGCGGCCUCGAAGCUCCAGUGGCGGCCGAAGAAAAACAUCCGCUGCUGCAGGCGGAAGGCGCCGUCGAAACAGCGGCGAACGCUGUCCGCCCCCCUCAGCCGCCGUCUCCGCUUUAUGCCUCGCCGCUGGAAGAGGCGACCGCGCGUGGUGACGGCGACGAGGAUAGGAGCAGACAGCUAGCGCGAAGAAUAGUCGCAGCAGGAAGAGUCAGGAUUGUGACGGAGAUGUCGCAGGUGACCUUGGUAGAGCGAGAAGAAGCAAGACGAAGACGGGCGCUCGCCGAACGCAGAAGACAAGUUCUGUCGGCCUCUGUUUCACCUCGCAGCGAAAGUGAGCCGUUCCAGAUUCGCGUCACCGAGCCCUCUGCUACCCCGACGAUGAACGACUUUUCGUCGCCUCCUCUCUCCUCUGUGUCGCCGACUGCGACGAGGAAGCAAACAGAGGCGAAUUGGCUCUCAGCGCAGGAGGCAGAGAGAAGGGUAAGGGAAGGCGCAGCCCACACUCCGGGCGCAGGCGCGACGGAGGGAGGAGCGAGUGAAAACGACAGCGAGCCGGCAGUCACCGCGCAGCGGGCUGUCCCUCUGCUGAGACUCGCCUCAGGACCGCAAGGUGCAGGCACGCGGGAGGAGCGAGAAGGAGACGGUUCUGCUCCCAUGUCCUCCUCGCUUGCGUCGAGGCCUCCGUUCCUGCCGAGCUCCUUGGAGCUCCGACAAGCAGGGGGCGUCGAGCAGCCGGCGGCCGAAGAGGGCGACACACCCCUCUCCGGCAGAGGGCACCUGCGGCAGCCGAUGCAUGCGGCGACCAUGAAACUCCCCGCCCGCCCUCAUUUCGGUCUCCGGCCUCGCGCCAGCAGCCGCCGCAGCUCAACAGAGAGGCUCUCCGCGCUCGCCUCGGAUCGCACGGCUCGCUGGGGAAGCGUGGCUGACGAAGAAGACGUGCCCUUUGAGCGACGCGAGAGAGCGACAGACGUGGGAGCUGAGGAAGCAAGCAACGCAGCUACAUCCGGGAAGCAGCCGAGCGGGUCUGACACCGAGCGAUUCUUCUCACCGGCGCCACGUCCUGAAUGCUCCACGCAUCCUUCACCGCCCACGAUUCGAGGCCUGCCGCCUGCGCCUCGCGGUCUUCCCUGCGCAAGGGUCGCAUCGCCCUCCGUGCCUCCGUCUGGUCCGUCUCCCAUGUCGCCGUCUGGAAACUGCACUCCGCCGUCGCUGCCGCUGACGGGGGCCUCGGCAGCGCCAGGCCCUCGCCCUCUGGCGAGUCUGAUCCUGAGGAGGGAGGCGAACGGGCUCGUCGCAGUCGGCGCUCAGAGCGCACGUGGAAGUCCGCGGGAGGAGGCACAGGACGAGCGAGGAAGAGCGGACGCGACAACGAGGGAAGAAGGCCAGAAGAGUGAAGACGCUGAGGCGGAGGUGCCUCUGGGCUCGUCUCUCAGCAGGCCCGUCGUCCCCCGUCUGGCUCUCCCGCCCUCUCUCCCUGCUGGGCAGCCGCGCGCGAAACGGCUUCCUGCCUUGCCCCUGGCGGGUCGCAGAAUCCGGUCGCCGUCUCCCUCGCGUACCUGCGCCUCUCCAGGGGCGUCUCUCGCUUCUCUGCGGCCGCUGUCGCCUCUGGAGGUUAGAGGCCUCCGCGCGAAAACGAGCAGCGCGCCGCCGAGGCCCUCUUCCUCCUCCUCUGUGGAGGCGGAGGAAGACGCGUCGCCGGCGAAGAGCGGGCCUGAUGCAGCGGCGGAUCUCGAAAGUAGCGAAAGCGGGAAGGCAUGCGGGAAAGGAAACGAGAAAGCUCUCCGAGAGAACGGGUCUUCUGAGAGGCGAACUCCGGCUGCCGGCUCGCCAGCCUCACUAGACUCGCCGCCAUCUUCGUCUCUUUUGUUCACUGCUCUCCGCGCGCCCGCCGUCACGUCCUCAUCAUCGCCUCUGUCUGCUGGCGCGUCUCCUUCUUCUGACUCUCCCUCUCCGCCUCGGGCUUCCGCGCUGGCUGCGUCGCUGCUCGCUGCCUCGCUGGAGCAGAAGCGGGACGGAGUUCUGCGCCAGAGAGAGACAGCUAGAAAAGGCGAACGCCCUGCAAGGGCUGUUUCGCCGCUCGCGUCUCCCCGGCCGCUCUCCGCGCUGGCUCUGCGCGGACUGCGCGCGAGGGAAUCGAGUCGCGGUUCGCCGCCAGAGACGAAAGCGACUGAAGCGCGAAUGGAUGCGCAACCAAGGAGAGAAGAAGAACGCGCGAGAGUGGGCGACGAAAGUCUGCGACCCGGAGAAGAGAACGCAGCUGAGGGGACGAAGCAGGCGGCAGGCACAGAGCGGAAGGGAGUGGGAGAUAAAGCACCAACCGCCACAGUUGCAGCGGUGCAGAGGGAGUCAAGAGAGCAGCAAACGCUCGACAGAGGUGAAGUGCGAGACGCGGGCGCAGUCAAAGACGAGUUGAAGACCGAAAGCGAGCCGUGGCGAAGGAACGAGGGAAACCCUCACAGGAGGAAGCAAGAGGAGGACGCGCUGAGGGAACUGUUCAAGCGUUACGAACUGAGGCGGAGAGAGGAAGGCGAAAAGGAGCGACGGAGGACAGAGCAUUUCGAGGCGGAAACUGCGGAAGAAACCCGCAAACUGGCAGAUACACUGAAAGAGGACGGGGAGACAGACGAGGCACACAGUCUGGAAGAGGCUGGCAGAAAAACGACGGACAAAGGAUUCCCAGCAGAACCGAGGACGCCAGCAGAAGCGCCGAAGAAGACGAAAGAAGCCAUUACCGCGAAAGUUGUAGCAGGCAAUGAAACAGUGCAGAAGGAGCAAGAGCGGCAAACGACGGAGAGGUCCAACAGGGGCAAGAAGGAGGACGAGAAGGGAGCGGAAGUGAAACAGAAGACAGACGUGGAGGAGCGGCAGAAACCAGAGGAGGAAGAGAGGCGCGCAAAGGAAGACGAGGCAUCCCGAACGAAAGGAGAGGAAGAAAGGAGGCAGAAGGAAGCGGACGAAAGGGAAAAGAAGGAGGAGGAAGAGGGGCGAAAAAAGACGGCGCAGGAAGAGAGACAAUACCGCGAAGCGGAGGAGAGGCAAAAGGAGGAGGCGGAGGAGAGACAGAGGCAAGAGGCUGUGGAGAAAAGGAAGAAGGAGGCGGAGGAGAGGCGCAAGAAGGAAGAGGAAGAGAAACGAACGGAGGAGGAAGAGAGUCGAAACCAAGAAACAGAAAAGCGGCGACUUAAGGAGGGGGAAGAGAGACAAAAACGGGAAGCGGAAGAGAAGCGAAGGAAGGAGGCGGAAGAAAGGCGCAGGGAGGAGGAGGAAGAGAGGCGAAACCAGGAAGCAGAAAAACGGCGACUUAAGGAGGAGGAAGAGAGAGUAACGAGGGAGGCCGAAGAAAGGCGCAAGAAGGAGGAGGAAGAGUCACGAAGAAAGGAGCUGGAGGCCGCCCAGAAGGCGGAAGAAGCGCGACGAAAGCAGCAAGCGGAGGAGGAGCGUAAGCGAAGAGAGGAAGAAGAGUUGAAGAAGAAGGCAGAAGAUGAGCGGCGUGCCAAAGAAGAGCGGAGACGGCUAAUCCAGGAGCACUUGGAGCGCCGCAGAGAACAGGAGAAGCUUCGCAGCAUGCAAACUCGGCAGCAACAGAUCGAUAUGAUCACGCAACAGCAAGGUAAAAACGCGGAUUUGCUGCGUCGCCGCGUGGCAACCGUGCAGAUUCAGAGAGCAUGGCGGAGGCACCGGAAGCGCCUCUUUCUCAAGCGCAACAGAGAGAAGCGGACGUUGAGCACGGGUGCCCUGAAAGAACAAGAGGAACGACGUGAAGAAGCGGCGAGGAAGGAGAGAGAAAAACGGCAUGAAGAUCUGCGGCGCCGGGCCUGGCAGGCUGCUGAGACACGUCGGAGGGAGGAGGAAGAAUGCGAGCGGAAAGCAGCGCUGGAGCGGCGCAUGCGCGAGGAAGAAAGACGAAAGAAAGAGGACGAAGAUACGAAGAAACGCGAGGAGGAGGAAAAGGAACGACGAGCAAAGGAACAGCGGCGCCAGGAACUUUGGGAAGAACAAGAGCGUGCGAGGCGAGAAAUGGAGGCCAGACGAAGAAGAGAAAGUGAUGCGGCAGAGGAAGCAUUCGAAAUCGAAACGCAGCGCCGUCGGCUGUCGUCGCCCUUUCCUUUGCCUGCGGCUCUGCUGAUCGCGUCAGCGGACACCUCGCAGAGACCUUGUCCCCCCGAGUCCGAUGGAGACGACCUCUCUUUUGUCUCUCCGCCAGAAUCCCUUUUUUCUCAGUCUUCGGAUGAGGAGGGCGACGAGAUCCUCGCGCUGCGAAGGCUGCAGCAGACGCUGGAUGAAGAGGCGAGGAAAGCGGGAGUGAGGACGUUUGCGCCGAUCGUGCAGGAGGCCGAGGACGGCCCAAUAGCUCGCUCUCUGACCCUCUAUGACCGGUCUAAAGGGAAGACUGAAGUUGUCAAACAGAAGACGGCAAAAACCCGCGAAGCGACAGGGCUCGAGAGCGGAGACUCGCGUGCAUCCGGCUCUCUGUCGAACUCUGACAGAGAGAGAGGAUCGGUCGCCGGACAGAGGAUUUUGUUGGUAGAUUCGCGUGAGGAGGAGGCGCGCAACAGCGAACAGCAGCCGAGACAAGCACGCGACGCAGCCGCCUCGGGGGCGGGGGACGAAGAGGGACGUAAUCGUGAGGGCAAGCGACUCUCCGCCAGCAGAGAAAGUUCAUUCGGAGAAGAGUCGCGCCUGACGAAGCAGUCCAGCGACGAAUUGCCGCGAAUCGUGCUGCACAUGUCGAGUUGGCACCCGGAUGAUUCGUCUGCUCCAAGCCAGUCUAGCGAUGAGGAAGAGAGCGACAGCGCGCGGUGGGGCGCGCAGAGCGACGCGGAGGAUCGGCGCAGAUCUUCAUGUGCGAGGAGGAGGCUGGAGGAAGAGGAAGCCCGUCGUCGCGUGCGGAAGAUGCUGCGGGAAGCGAUCGAUGAGAAAAUGCGAAGGAGUGCUGAGGCAGACACACCAACGGACAGAGGGAGCGCUUCCAGCCUGCGCCAGCCCCAUCAGUUCUCUGAACUUGAGAAGGAAACCGGGGUCAGGCGGACUCCUUCACCUCGUGCGCCCGUCACUUUGACAGAGACGGCAGAAGGCAUACCCUGCGCCGACGCGCGCCCGACGCAUGCGCGGAAGCCACGCGGUGCCUCUGAAAAUCCACCUCGAGUGACUGACUCGCCAGGGCCAGCAGGCUGCGUAAGCAGAGACACGGAGAGGAGCUCCAGCCUCUCUGCGCCGCCGCUGAGUCCGCGAAGGGCAAGCGCAGCCGACAUUUUGGGGCGACACGGCUACUUCUUUCGACGGCGGACGUCAGCCGCAGGCGGCAGUCCCGAGAGCGGCGACGCGACGCCGAUCCCGGGGAAUGGAACGGAAAAGGCAAGCCCCUUCGCCAACCAGCGCGGCGGAACGCUCAGUCAGUCUGGCUCACCGAGAUCGCCGUCUCGUUUAGGGGGGAGCGCAUCUCCUUCGCCUCCUUCGUCGUCCGUCAUCUCGCCCGAGAGCGGCCGUGGCAGCCCAAUCUCUUUGGACGACAGCCAGGCCUCAAGCGGAGCCCGACGGAAGGCGGGUGGAAACAAGCGGACUCUGCUUUCGCCACCAGCUCAUACUUUCUUUGCAGGCCCCGAAGAAGUCGCAGACCGUCAAUCCAGCUCAGCUGCGCGAGAGCUGCGAAGGGCGGAGACGCCGGCAAACUCUUCCUCAGAGGACAUCUCUAGGCAGGCCUUCACGCGGGCAGGACAGGAUCUAUCAUUCGGUCGCGACGAGCGGGGAGUGAGGGAAACAGGCACGGGAGCGACCCUCGUCAACGGCAGGGCUGGCGUUGAGGAGGAAUUGCGUGUCAGGCGAGGAAAGCCAGGGUCCCAGGAAGGGGGGAAUUCGCGCACGAAUGCCGAUCAGGAGCGCAGUGAAGGUGUUUCCGGUGUGCCGCAGGCUCCUCCAUCUCAGGGAGUGGGAGAGGGUCGUGAGGCGUCUACUCCCGCCACACGAAGGCCUGCAGCCAAAAGCCCUGCGGAUCUUUCCGACGCGAGAGCUGUCAAGCAGAACGCGCCCGCUACGGUCAUGGAGGGGCGUGGCACGCAAGAGAGUCUCGCGAUGAAGCACGUGCCGAGCGAUCGACCCAUAAAGCCUCAAGCAGGGGGGGCCCCCGAUGAUGCGCGGGCGUCAUCUGCCGGGGGGCAGGCAGGCGGGGCAGAGGCAAAGACUGCAUUGAGUGAAUUCCAAAGGAGAGAAGAGAUCGGACGUGCACCGGAACGCGUAAGCCAGCAAACGUGCCCUUCGACUCACGGCUCUCAGAGACCUCACCCAAGCGCGCAUGACCACAGGGGACACGAUGACGACGGGCGCCGCCUGUGUCGAGAGCCGGGAUGCCCCUGCCAGAUGAGCGAGAUGCUGGCUCAGAUUGAGAGGCCAGGUGCAGUCGCUCCUGCCGACAGGCCCCCGCGGUCGCGGUCGUCAGCUGGAAUACCCUUAGGCCCGAGCCCCGUACCGGAUUUGUCUCCGCGGAGCGAGGAGGGACCUGGGAGGUCGCGCAGUCGACGCUCAGAAGCUCGCGUGCCCGCUAUGCUUCUUGGAGAUGACUUCAUGAUUGGCUUGACAGGCGAUCGCCGUCGAGCCACGGCCAAUAAAACACGGGACGACGAUGACGAAGAGGACGAGCACGAGUGA